AUGAGAUUAUUAACGCACAACGCGCUUCGAAAUAAUGCAGCGGCGGCCAAAGGAAAAGGUUUUCCGUUGAGAAUAACUGCAACCGAGGUAGAAGUAAAGGACAGCUGUCCUUUCGAUGAACAUCGUUUAGUCUUUGUUGAGGGGCUACUUUCGACCCUUGAUUGGUCGGCUCUAAUUGAGGCUGCGUCUCAACUGGGAAUUCCAACGCUACCACCAGUCUUGACUGAAGAUUUGGCCGAAGACCCAGAGUUUUUAGAGGCAUUGCAUCACGUCUUGAUGAACGUUCAUUUGAUCCAAGGAAUUUUAACGUGCCCGGCGACAGGUCGAGAAUUUCCGGUACGGGACGGCAUUCCCAAUAUGGUUUUAGAAGAGGAAGACUGCGAACACGUGCGAUAUUAG
Phaeodactylum tricornutum CCAP 1055/1 is the source of this 399-nucleotide messenger RNA. RefSeq lists its product with no specific name. The transcript is spliced from 2 exons. The record is from RefSeq and is a predicted model, not a curated record. Gene Ontology annotation, biological process: peptidyl-glutamine methylation; rRNA (guanine-N7)-methylation; tRNA methylation. Lineage: Eukaryota; Bacillariophyta; Bacillariophyceae; Surirellales; Neidiaceae. Bases 1 to 399 code for a protein of 132 amino acids. Gene Ontology annotation, molecular function: protein heterodimerization activity.